AUGGCGUUCAUGCGGUACGACUACAGGGCGCUGCCGCAGGAGACGACGGUGGAGGAGUUCCGGGCGUGGCUGGCGCAGUUCGACGCGGACGGGGACGGGCGGAUCAGCCGGGAGGAGCUGCGGGAGGCGCUGCGCAGCCUCGACCUGUGGUUCGCCUGGUGGAAGGCCCGGGAGGCGCUGCGGGACGCCGACGCCAACCGCAACGGCCUCGUCGACGGCGACGAGAUGGCCAGGCUCUACGCCUUCGCGCGCACCAACCUCCACCUCAAGGCCGCCGACCUCGACGCCUAG
Triticum turgidum subsp. durum (durum wheat) is the source of this 291-nucleotide messenger RNA. NCBI's taxonomy places the organism in Eukaryota, Viridiplantae, Streptophyta, Magnoliopsida, Poales, Poaceae. The record is from the annotation of a GenBank genome assembly.